GGAAUUUAGGAAUCUAAACUAUUAGAAAUUUAGUUUUAUUAGAUGGGAAAAUUAGGAAUUUCUUUUCAAAUUAGGUAAUAAUACGGUACUUGGGACUAGAGACUCCGUUUCUUCUGAUUACCUUUAACAAACUGACGCUCAGUACAGAUUUUUGUUUUAUCAGCUACGUUGCAUAACAAAAACGUAAAUCGUAAUCGUAAUCGUCAUUUCUGCAUCGUGUACAAUAAUCACAACUCAACGUGUUACCUCUUAUCUAAUCAAAUACUUUAUCACUGUUCGUGAACAAUUAUUCGAUCAAUUGUAUCUUCUUUUGCUAACAGACUUGACAAUUUAUCGGCUCUUACUCACAUUAAUUAGUGAAAAAUUCUACGACGUUGAAAUAUGGAAAAGAUUUUGGAUUCGUUGCAAAACGAAGGUGUAUUGGCCGACAGUGCACGGGAGAAAUUAUCAAAUAUCUUACCGGAAAAUGUUAAGGAAAAGUUAUCUAGCAUAUAUCAACGAUAUCAAGAAUUGGACAAUGAAGAAAAGCAGCAAUUUAUGAAUGAAGUAACAGAAAUGUUUAGAAAGAAAAUGGAAAGUAGUUGGAGCUUCUCUUCACUGUUUUACACACUGUUUUAUUCUUAUCCGUACAUCGUUUUCAUUUUCGCUGUGCUGUUUAUAGCUUUCGUUCUUGUGUUCUUCAUCUACAAAUUGUUCAGAUGUCUGUCGGAGAGGGAAACGAAGCGAGAAGAGAAGAAGAAGAACAAACAGAUGAAGAAAAAGAAAUAACGUGGAUAUCGUGUUAUGAAAUGCGACGAAAGAAAUACGAAUGUGCAACGUAUGGUAAAUUACAGCGGUACGUUGUCUCGAGGAUGAUUUGUCGUAUUUUAUAUACGACGAAAAACAAUUACACAUUUUAUGACUUAUUCUAUUUUGUUAAAUAAAAUAAUAUAUUUAUGAAUAAA
Frieseomelitta varia is the source of this 944-nucleotide messenger RNA. RefSeq lists its product as uncharacterized. NCBI's taxonomy places the organism in Eukaryota, Metazoa, Arthropoda, Insecta, Hymenoptera, Apidae. The coding region runs from base 382 to 768 and encodes 128 amino acids. The transcript has 2 exons. The record is from RefSeq and is a predicted model, not a curated record.